Molecule: messenger RNA, 5597 nt
Organism: Episyrphus balteatus (marmalade hoverfly)
Lineage: Eukaryota; Metazoa; Arthropoda; Insecta; Diptera; Syrphidae
Exons: 2
Coding region: 910-2370 (486 amino acids)
Source: RefSeq, a predicted model, not a curated record
AAUAUUUUAGGCUAAAUAUUUAGGUAUAUUUGACUUGAAUUUUGAAGAUCAUUUUUGAUUAGAAGUUCAAAAUUUUGAAUUUCUUAUCAAAUGUGAAAUUUAGAUUUCAUUAUUUUAAAAUUUCGAUUGAUAGAAACGUCUUUAUCAAGACUUCAUUAAUUGAAUUUUAAAAUAUUACAAAAACAAAAAAACCAAUCCAGAUAAAAUUAAAGAUUUUAAAGAUCUUAAACUUUUUAAGCUUAACAUCACUAAGAAUAUUUAUUAUAGAUUCCUGAAGAAGGUUGUAAUCACAACCGAAACGUCGAAGAAAAAUUAGGAUAAAUGAAUUUGACCUAAAGCCCACAUAGGAGUUAAUAUUAUAUAUUAAAGAAGGUCACGAAGAUAGAAAUAAUUUGUAUUACGGAGGGCACGCCGUAUUUAAACUUUCAAAAUGAAUUUUUAUGAAUAUGUAAGAAACACAUACGGAUUUCAAGUAUGUUCAGAUUUAAAAAGUUUUAGCAAGAUAGGGGUAAGUAAUAUUAAACAUAAAAAUACUUUAGUUUUUCUUCUAAAAUGUAGGGAAUUUGGUUUAAUUCCUGAAUUUAUUCAGAAUUCAACAAAAAAUGUUUCAAUGUUGUUCGAUUUUGAGAAUGGAGAAUGUGAUAGAGGUUUAAAUAAAAAACUUUCUUCAACAUCAAGAAAAUAUCAUUCAAAAUUACUCAAUAUGGCAAUUUCAUUGAAACAAUCGCAAAUCAAAAAUCAAAAUAGAUUAUUAGUGGUCUUAGAAAGUAAAAUUAAACGCGUAUUAUUAGAAAAUGAAUACAGUUAUUUCUUCAGGAGCCAAGAAAUAACAAAAACCAAAAUAAAUGAUAGUACAAAAUUUUCCAAAAAGAGAAAGCUUGGUCAUUAAAAUUUAAAGCUAGACAAGAAAUGAGGAUCAAUUUUAAAGAAAAUUGGUUCGUCAAUAAAACACAGGUAGAAUUCCCAGAGGACACAAAAUGGCUUUUAUCUUUAGGACCAAAAUUUGCGUUACCUAUUAAAAAAGAAAACAUACCAAUAUUUAAAAUGAUUGCCGAUGGAGAAGAGUUAAUAAAAAGUAAAGAACAAAAUGAACAAGAACCUGCACGUUCAUGUUUUACGCAAAUAUUACAGAAUUAUAUGCGAUUUGUAUCAAUUCCUUAUUUGGAUAAAUAUUUGAAUAAAAUAUUUAGUGAUACAAAAAAGUUCUUAAAACGACACCCAGAAAUUUUGAUUGUCCCAGCUGAUAAAGGCAAUGUUACGGUAGCUAUGCUAAGAGAAAAUUAUUUUGAUAAAAUGAAAGAUAUGAUGGCUGAUAGGAAUACUUAUACAAUUUUAAGAAACGACCCAACAAAUAAAGUCCAAAAUAUUAAUAACAACCAUGUUAAAUUCUUGUUCAGAAAUAAUUAUACUAAUGAAUAUGAAAAGAAAUGUAUGACGACUUAUACAGCUAAAAGUCCAAAAAUUUACGGAUUGCCAAAAAUCCAUAAACAGAAUGUACCAUUAAGGCCAAUUUGUUCAUCGCUAAAAGUCCCAUGUUAUGAGUUGUCUAAAUACAUUGUUAAGGUUUUAAAUAAUAUAACUGUUGACUCAAAAUACAAUGUUAAGAACGCAUCAUCGUUUAUUUCAACUAUUUCACCAAUCAUUUUAGAACAAGAUAAUAUUCUUGUUUCUUUUGACGUUAUUUCGUUAUUUACUAACAUUCCUAUCCCAUUGGUUCUAGAAUUGGUUGAAAAAAGUUGGGAUAAAAUUAAAGAUCAUACCAGAAUUCCAAAAUUAAAAUUUUUAGAAAUCUUAAGAUUUAGUGUUAUAGAUAAUAAUUAUUUAGAAUUUGAUAAAAUUUUUUAUCAACAAAAACAAGGAGUUCCGAUGGGAAGUCCAGCUUCUCCAAUAUUAGCAGAUAUUGUAAUGGAAGCAUUAUUAGAUAAUGUUUUUGAAAAAAUUCCUUAUAAGCCUAAAAUAAUUACAAAAUAUGUUGAUGAUAUUUUUAUCAUCCUAAAAUCUUGUCAUGUUGAUUCAACUCUAACUGCUUUAAACUCGUUUCAUCCGAAAAUUCAGUUUACAGUUGAGUUUGAAAAUAAUGGAAAACUUCCAUAUCUGGAUGUGUUAGUAAUAAGAAGAAAUAAUAGGUUAAUAUUUGAUUGGUACAAAAAACCAACAUCUUCAGGUCGUCUUAUUAAUUUUAAUUCUAAACAGCCUAAACAAGUUAUUAUCAAUACAGCAAAAAAAUUUGUUAAUAGAGUUUUAGAUAUCAGUGACAUUGUCUUUCGUCAAAAAAACAUACAAAUAAUUAUGGAUACGUUACUUUCCAAUUCAUUUCCUUUAAAUAUAAUAAAAACAUUACUGAAUCAAUAUUUCAAUCCAUUGGUUUAGAUAAAUUCAGUAGCAAAUGUUACUCCAUUUUCAUACAAAAGUAUUGUAUACAUUCCAAAUCUUUCCAAUAGAAUGUUAAAUGCUCCAAUAAGAAAUAAAGAUAAUGUUCGUAUAGCUUUCAAAUCGGCAAAUAUCCUAAGAAGUUCAUUGUUUUCGAAUUUAAAAGGUGAACUUAAUAAAAAUGAAAAAUCAAAUAUUGUCUACAAGAUAAAAUGCUUAGGUGAUGGAAUAAUAAAUUGUCCUUCCGUUUAUGUAGGAACGUCUAUGCAAAAACUUAAAAAUCGUUUAGCUGGUCAUAGAUCAGAUAUUAAUAGCGGACAUUCACAUAAGACAGCAUUAGCUUUGCAUUGCAUAGAUGAAGGACAUAGACCAGAUUUCAAUAACGUUGAUAUUAUACAGACAGAAAAACACUAUAGCAAACGUAUGUUACUAGAAAUGUUACAUAUUUUAAAUACAGAUAAUACGGUUAAUAGGAGAUCUGAUUGCGAAGGGUUGAGCAAUAUUUAUAGUCAGUUUGUGCAUAGAAAUAUUUUAGGCUAAAUAUUUAGGUAUAUUUGACUUGAAUUUUGAAGAUCAUUUUUGAUUAGAAGUUCAAAAUUUUGAAUUUCUUAUCAAAUGUGAAAUUUAGAUUUCAUUAUUUUAAAAUUUCGAUUGAUAGAAACGUCUUUAUCAAGACUUCAUUAAUUGAAUUUUAAAAUAUUACAAAAACAAAAAAACCAAUCCAGAUAAAAUUAAAGAUUUUAAAGAUCUUAAACUUUUUAAGCUUAACAUCGUAAGUAUAGAUUUUUAUUUUCUUUUUAAUUAUUAUAUUUUAGACUAAGAAUAUUUAUUAUAGAUUCCUGAAGAAGGUUGUAAUCACAACCGAAACGUCGAAGAAAAAUUAGGAUAAAUGAAUUUGACCUAAAGCCCACAUAGGAGUUAAUAUUAUGAUAAACUUAAUAUACUUUUUCUUCAACGUGUCGUUAGUGGAGCGGUCAAGAUAGAAAAGUUUCUUAUAAACCUCCUAUACCACACAGCUAGACCCAGUAACCUUCGAACUUACCUUGAAUUUUUCGGCAUGGGAAAAUUCGCUUCUACCUUGGCGGGAUCUGUUUCCGAAUUCCUACCACCAACGAUGAAACCCAAAUAUUUGAGCUCUUUAAAGCUAAAUUUGGAUUUCUUAACGUGAGAUUUGCCUUUCUCAUACAUUCGGCUACCUCGUACAGCGAUAUGAAUCUCGAAAUCGGGCGCAACGUUAAGCAGAUCAUCGAGAUACACGAAGACUCGGUCUCAAAGUCAUGCAGAGACAACCUUGUCCAUUAAGCGGCAUAACUUUUGGGCCGCAUUGCACAACCCAAAUGGCAUGACCGUGAACUGGUACAAGGAUCUCCCCGGUACCGCAAACGCUGUUUUCUCCCUUCUCUCCUUCUCCAGCGGUAUCUGCCAACAGGCUUCUUUUAAGUCUACACUUCUUAUAUUGUAAGUGUCUGAUAGACGGCUGAUAAGCCCUUUAACAUGAGGAAGCGGGCAUGCGUCUUUUUUGGUCACUCCGUUGACCUUACGAGAAUCCAAGCAAAAACGAUACUUUAUCGUAUUAUCUGGGCCUGGCUUCUUAAUAAGGAAAACGGGCAAGCACCAAGGACGCGGUCUCGGUGUUCCGCCAUUGCCGUUUUUCCUAUCCCAUGUUGGUCAAAGUCAAGAAACUUCUUCUUGACCGCUUCCAAACGUACCCGCUGUUGUUCCGUUAAAUUAUGAGCAUUGAGUAGUUCCGCGUCAUUCUCCAGAAUCGAUACUGAGCUUACUAUGUUUGGGGCUAGUUGGAACAUCCUCCAGAAAUCGACCCCCAAGUAUAAUUCUUGGUCCAAACUAGGAACCAAAUAAAGAGUGUUCGUUUUCUUGUGGUAUUUAUAUUCUAUUUCAGUUCGAACCUUUCCAACAAUGGCUUGACGGUUUUGACCCCCGAUGUAUAAAGUUGUACUAAUAGGUUGUUUGCCUCUACAAAUUUCUUACAGUCUCUACCCAGAAUGCUCACGCUAGCCCCAAUGUCCAAUAAACCUAGCAGUUGUUUAUGGACUACUACAACCUUAGCGUAGGGCCUGGGAUCAGUACUCUUUUCUACUACCGUGGACAAUAUGUUUUUUUACGCGUUUCUUUCCUAAUUCUAAAUCUCUCUCUUGCCAUCUCUAUACGCUUGGAUAGUGUAUAAGCUUUUCCUUGAAAAAUCUUACUUCUAGCCUCAUAAUAUUCUUUUAAUCUUAUAUGAAGUGGCUUAACCACUGAAAAUUUCGGGAUCUUUUCAUCAAUUACUCUGUCUUUUUCUUUAAUUAAAAUUCUUAUAUUGUGUUGUUUGCCGUUUGCUGGAAAGCUUCUAGCUGCUCUUCGGAGUACUGCCUCGUAUUCUAUAUCGAGCACGUGAGCCACAUACCUGCCAGAAGGCUGAGGUCGUGGAUGUUUAUGGGCUUCUCUAUCCUUCAUCGGAAAUGCAUAUUCUGCUUCUUUACAUACAAGUCUUAGUUGGUCCACACCACAGUAUUCACUGGUUGAGCAUACACAAGCCUUCCGCUCCGGUCGUUCAUGUUUUUCUUCAAGAUCCGAACAAGUUCUAUUUCGGGUAUAGGUGCUCAGAGCUGCGAUCUCAACUUAAAAUAUCGGAUUGUGGGUUUUGUAAAACGUUCCCUGAGGGAAUCCUGUCUGAGGUACCCCACUAUUAUAGUCGUUUCCUUCCCUUCGUGCAGGAAUGGGAUCAACCCUCGGACCCCCCAUUGGUUGAACCUGUUGCAUGAACAGGACUUGCUGGACCUGGCUUGUGAAGGUCGGAGUCACUUGCGGUGGGGGCGGCUGAUUCACUGGUGGGUGGUUUACUGCCCUUCGGGUUGUUGCCUCUGUAGGUGGUGUUGUACGGUUACAGCUGUCGGACUCUUUCAUAAGUUGUCUGACCCCUCGUUCGACUUCCGUCCGAAUAUAUUCGCUAAUGCUCUCUCUCUUAGAGUCUAUAAAUGCAUCCCGAACGCUGUGUCAAUGCUGUGUAAAUAUUUAAACCAAAAAUUAAAAAAUUUUUUGUUUAAUUUAAUGUUUUGUGAAACACUGUUUUUUGCACACUUUUUCGACUUCAAAUUACAUAGAAAAAAAAGAUUCCUUCGUAAUCAAACCAAGCUCAGCUGAUUCAAAAUCCUUAUAUACUUCUUAAAAAAUUAAAAAGCUCAGCUACGUCAUUUUGCAUCCAACUGAGCUAGAGCGAUUUGAUUUGA